This is a messenger RNA of Durusdinium trenchii, 303 nucleotides long. Lineage: Eukaryota; Dinophyceae; Suessiales; Symbiodiniaceae. The record is from the annotation of a GenBank genome assembly.
AUGCCCGAGGAUCCGCUCACGGAAUGUAAGCCCUCGAGGAUUGUGGCUCUUUACAAGGUGGCACAACGAGAAGCUCCCGAUGUCUUUCAGGCCUUAUGGAUUCAAACGGCAGUUCGCCUCCUUUGCAUGGUUCCCACCAUGGUCCUCAUGGCCUUUGGCUUUUGGUGGGGCCAUGAAUAUUGGUCCAAGCUCACCAAGGGCAACUCCCAAACGUAUUUGCUGGCCAACGUUCCCCUUGGACAAGGCGAGCCACGAGACGUCCAGAUGACGCAUAUGUCGCAGCCACUCAUGGUACAAGCAUGA